AUGGCUAGUUGUGGAGGCCUUUCCAGGAACGACCAAGGCGAAUGGAUGAAAGGGUUCAUAUAUGGAAUCAACACAUGCCUAGAGGAUAUGGCAGAGGCGUGGGCUCUCCUUAAAGGAAUCCAAAUGGCUAAACUCUUGGGAGCACGACAAGUCUGCUUUGAGAGCGAUUCAAAGACAGUAGUAGAUGUUAUAACAAAUGAUUCGGCCUGUGAUAGUUUCACAGACAACGUUUUGUUUGCAUGUAAGAAAGAACUAGCAAAUAUCCAAGCAUGGCACUUAGCAUUCAUCCCAAGAGAACUCAAUACUGCAGUAGAUCAUUUGGCCAAGCUUGCAGCGAGUAAAAAAGGAACUACAGUCCUCCACCAACCUCUGGAGAGUAUCCUACAAUGUCUAAGGAUGAUAAGUCUGGUCUCCCAAUUUGGAGACAACUAG
Messenger RNA from Ipomoea triloba (trilobed morning glory), 432 nucleotides. RefSeq lists its product as uncharacterized. The transcript has a single exon. NCBI's taxonomy places the organism in Eukaryota, Viridiplantae, Streptophyta, Magnoliopsida, Solanales, Convolvulaceae. Gene Ontology annotation, molecular function: RNA-DNA hybrid ribonuclease activity; nucleic acid binding. Bases 1 to 432 code for a protein of 143 amino acids. The record is from RefSeq and is a predicted model, not a curated record.